UUUCCUCUCCAAGCCCCUUCAGAGCUCGCCGCGCGCCCAGGCCAAAGCAGUAGCAGCGCGGCCGGCAGGCGGGGCUCGGGGAGAAGGAAGCGCGGGGCGUGAUUGACAGGCCCCGCAGCCCACCACGAGGUCGGAGGAGCGGAGAGGCCGUGGCGGGGGGCGCCGAGGUUCAGCCCAAGCGCCUAUCGGCUGCUCCGGGAGGAGGCUGUGAGUGACGAGGGGGCGGGGAGCGAGCGGAGUUUGGGCGUGUGCUGCUCGCUGCUUGGGGCUCGCCUCGCGCGCGCACACACACAUUGUCCAGGCUGACGACGCCGACGCCGUAGCAGCCGCCGCUCCCCGCCCUCCCGCAGCACAGAGAGCGCCUGGAUGCUGGGUGCCAAUGCGGGGAGGGCGAUGCAAGAAGGGGGCUCCGCCGCCGCCACCGCCUAGGUGGAAAGUUCACCACUGCAUCGGGCCAGCGGGGAAGUGACUUGGAGCAGCCAGCCGCCUGCAGGCAAAGGGACACAAGGAUCUGUGGAUCUAUCCCGGGGGGCUGAUCCUCCCCCCAUGCAAACUUUGCAUUGCUCCCCACGCUGCCUUUAAAAGAAAAAAGCCCCACUGACUCCCCUGAGAAAAGCGCAGCUUUACUCUACUGCCUUUGCAAGAAAAGUAGCCUCGUGGUGGGGGGAACAGCAGACGGCCGCUGUGUUUUGAGGGAACCCUGAACCGGGGUUGACCAGAAGAUGACCGAGUACAAGCUGGUGGUAGUUGGGGCAGGAGGCGUAGGGAAAAGUGCUUUGACCAUUCAGCUUAUCCAGAACCAUUUUGUUGAUGAGUAUGAUCCCACGAUAGAGGAUUCCUACAGAAAGCAAGUCGUCAUUGAUGGAGAGACCUGUUUGUUAGACAUCUUGGACACAGCAGGCCAAGAAGAGUACAGUGCCAUGCGAGACCAGUACAUGCGGACAGGAGAAGGCUUCCUUUGUGUCUUUGCUAUUAACAACACCAAGUCCUUUGAAGACAUUCAUCAGUACAGGGAGCAGAUCAAGAGGGUGAAGGACUCUGAUGAUGUCCCGAUGGUAUUGGUGGGAAAUAAGUGUGACCUUCCAGCCCGGACUGUGGAAACCCGGCAAGCCCAGGAGCUGGCUCGGAGCUAUGGGAUUCCCUACAUAGAGACAUCAGCCAAGACUAGACAGGGAGUUGAAGAUGCCUUCUAUACUUUAGUGCGGGAGAUCCGGCAGCACAAACUACGCAAAUUGAAUCCCCCAGAUGAAAGUGGCCCAGGCUGCAUGAAUUGUAAAUGUGUGAUAUCAUGACUAAGCUGACCAGACUGUGACUUGGAGGGAUUUCCACUGUGUAGUGCAGAGACAGAGGCGACAUGAAAGAAGAAUCAAGUGGAUUCAAGGGAAGGGGACAGACGAGAUGGUGUCUGCAGGCCCCAAGAGCUCUGCACAGACUGUCUCAAAACUUCACCAAGGCCUGCAAUGAACUAUUUUUUAUUUUUGAAACGCUCCUCUCCUUGCCUCCCUCCCCCUCCUGGCAACUUGUACAAAGCCACAGAUGGAAGUAAAUUAUUGUAUGAUGGUCUUGACACUGGUUUCUGCAUCUCUGUCCCUGUUCCCGAGGAUUGACUGGCAUUGCCUGUUCUUCUGGAGCAGGCAUUGGCAGAGGGGAGGGGGAGGCCCAUGCAGAGCAGCCAGGCAGGUCGCUGCUUCAGCCUCUUUGAGCUCGCCUCCUUGGCAGGGGCCAAAGCCGAGUUGGAUCUGUGGCUGUGCCCUGGCCUGCUGCUUUUCUUUCAAGAAGCCUUUUACAGAAAGGGAGCAAAUGUGGGUUGAGUGGCUCCACCACUGUAUCUCAGAAAGAGAGUUAGCUGUGGCCUGCAGAAGAUCAUACCUCUUCAGAAAGCAUUGCCAAGAAAUUCCACCCACUGACACUCUGUCAUUCUAUAGUGUGGUAGGGAAACUCUCUACGGGUCUCAGCCAUUUCUGGGGGUGAGGUGGGGGAAGACAUAUAAACAUACCUCCUUUAUGAAUGGAUUCUAAGCCAAUUCUCAAACUGCUGUUCCCAGAGUUGGGUUUCAUUUACCUUUGCCCCUGUUGGUUUACAUUGGCAUAAACAUGGAAGAUGAUUCCUUCUCGUUGUUCUUGGCAAUUGUUAAUUCUCCCCUGCGCUAGAACAACCCAGUGAGUUUUCUCUGCAGAGAGUCGUUCUGCCUGGUGAAAGUUCCCUGCAGGCCUGGAGUGGGGGGGGGGAGGUGAAGAAGGGGAGAGAAGGGGGGUGUUCCUUUGCAGCAUGUCACUCCCCCCCCCCUUUGUGGUGUUGGGAGGACUUGUGUGUAUGUGUAAAUAUAUAAAUGACUAUACAGCAGCUUGUUGAUUGCAACUGAAGGAUGUUUGAUUCUCCGUUUUAGUCUCUGUGUUUCACUGAGCCCAACUUCUGUUUCAUCCAUUAAUUACCUGAUGGAGUUUGAAGGAGAACAGCUCUUUCUUGUCCCUUUUGUGGGGGGGGGGGGCAUUGGGAGCUGUGCUGUCUUUCUUCCCCCGGAACCAUUGUGUCUUAUGAAGGGGUGGGGAGGGGUGCCUAAUGGACAAGAAAUGGUCACUUGUUGGCUUUCUUCUUUGUUGUAAGUUUGGCCAUUUCCUGAGCAGUUUUUUAUGCUUGUUGCCUGUGCUGGGGCUGACUGCAUUGAUGUGCUUGUUGCAAAUCUUGUGAACUUCCUGGAGGGGCAGCUGGUCUCUGGAGGCACAGGAGUGUGUUUCCUUGUUCCUGCUCUGACCUCUUCUUUCCUUUGCAGCCGCUGUGCCUAUGCUGCUGCAUGCACAGCUCAAAUUCCUGCUCUUCAGGUAGCAGCUCCUCUGUAUUAAUGUGACUGUACCAAUUAUACUUGCUGUUUUGUUAAAGGUUUUGCCAGUAAGAUAGUGAAGCCAGGUGCUCGGCCCUAGCUGAGCUAAGGGAAACAAGUUCCUUCCAAUAAUUAGGUGACUGGUGUGGAUUUUUAAAGGGGGGGGGUCGAUCCAAUGUUGGAGGUGUAAAAGAGAACCCAAAUCUAGCCUUAAAUGUCAUUAAAAAGUGUUGUUCUCAAAA
Podarcis raffonei (Aeolian wall lizard) is the source of this 3060-nucleotide messenger RNA. RefSeq names its product HRas proto-oncogene, GTPase (gene HRAS). The transcript has 6 exons. NCBI's taxonomy places the organism in Eukaryota, Metazoa, Chordata, Lepidosauria, Squamata, Lacertidae. Bases 723 to 1292 code for a protein of 189 amino acids. Gene Ontology annotation, biological process: Ras protein signal transduction. Gene Ontology annotation, molecular function: GDP binding; GTP binding; GTPase activity. The record is from RefSeq and is a predicted model, not a curated record. Gene Ontology annotation, cellular component: plasma membrane.